GAGAAGCUCUGCCCAAAGCACCAGAGAGUCCUGGAGAUGUUCUGUAGGACAGAUGAGAUCUGCAUCUGCUCAGUGUGUGCAGCGACUGAACACAAGAGUCACCACACCAAGAUACUUGAUGAAGAGAUAACUGAGAGAAAGAGUCAGCUGGAAAAGACAACACAAGAAGUGAAAAGGAAAGUCCAGGAGAAACUGAAGAAGGUGUCCGAACUGAAGGAGACUGCAAAGAGGAUUAGGAUAUCUGCAGAAAAAGAGGAGCAGGAACAUAAGGAGAACCUCGAGUCUAUACUUCAGUCCAUUGAGUGUCUGAAGUCAGAGGUCAGUGAGGCCAUUAGAGGUCACAAACGGGGCGAACUGAAUAAGGUUGAAGGUGUCAUCAAGCAACUGGAGAAGGAGAUCAAGGAGCUCAGGAAGACAGAAUCUGAGCUGGCCAAACUUUCAAAGACCGAUGACCACAUGCAAUUGCUGAAGAUGUUUCAUAAUGUCCUUGUCCCUCCUGGUGAUACUCCCAGUAUCACUAUAAAUGAAGAUUUCCUUCCAGAGACUCUGAAGAGGAAACUGUCUGAAGCAAAGAAGAGUUUGGAGGAGAUCAGGGAGUUUGUGAAGAGGAAUAAGACGGGCUCGGAGGUUUCAAAUGAUGCCCUGCAGAACCCAAGUAGGAAAGAAUUUUUAAAAUACACCUGUUCUCUCACCCUGGACCUCAACACGGCGCACAAACGCCUGCACCUCUCUAAAGACAAGAAGAAGGUGACAUGUGAGGAGAAAGAGAUUCGAUAUCACGCUCAUGAUGACAGAUUCAAUACCUGGCAGCAAAUCUUGUGCAGGGAAGCCCAGUUCAGGACCCGCCACUACUGGGAGGUCGAGUGGAGCGGAGACAAAGCUGACAUUGGAGUGACAUACAGAGGAAUAGGAAGGAAAGGAGAGGGUAACGAGUGUGUCCUCGGACUGAAUGACAAGUCCUGGAGUUUGAGCUGCUCUGAAGCUGGGGUCUCUGCGUCGCACAAUAACCAGAAGACUGAUAUAAGCGUCCCCAUAAGUCACAGAAUAGGAGUGUAUCUGGACCGUCCAGGGGGGUCCCUUUCAUUUUACAGCAUCUCCGAUACCAUGACCCUGCUGCAUAAGUUCAACGCCUCCUUCACUGAGCCACUGUUUGCUGGGUUUAGAGUUCGACCAAACAGCAGUGUGACAAUCUGCCCUCUGAACGGGUCUGUCCAGAGACUGGCUUCGUCGGCAGGUCCCUCCACGUCUUCUGUGUCACAGGUCACCUUUUAAUUUUAGAAUCAUCAGGACAAUUCCACAGAUCAUACUGCAGUUCAUUCCUCACUUCAUUUCUGGAGCCUUACACACACAAACACUCACAGAGUCACUGGCCAUCCUGCCAUUCCUCCUGACAAUGUGAUCCUGGACCACUGUGAUUAGUGGGGGCGCCAUCCUUUAAAGUGGGCAUCAUCAAGAAAGCAACAAGGACAGCUGACCAUCAGUGAACAUCAGACUGGAAGUUCCUCAUCCCAGCUUACGUUCAGUACUCUCCAUGGCCACAUGGUGGUGCUGUCUUUAUGAUUUACAGUUUAAGUUCAACCUUAAGUAGAACAGCAAGCAAAGCUGUAUGGAGAAACAACUUGAGAGUCCCGUCACCGUCACAUGGAGAAGGAAAUCCUAAUUUAGACUGUAAAUACUAAAUAGUAACUGUAAAUCAGAGGUCACAACUGAUGCUCAAUGCUUUUUUAAUUCUGUUUAUUUCACUUUAAUACGAACCACUGGCACAAUUGUUCACAGGUCUGCCUCACCAAUUCAGGACACUUGGUUCAGAUUUAGCCCGGCCACUGGCUGUAUAGAAUUUUCAAGUUCUUCUGGUGUCCAUGGUGAUUUUUCUCUGAUUUCUCUAAUUUCCAUUUUUGAUCACAGUGAAAAAUCACAGCUUAAAAUGGAUACUUUAUUGACACGUUUCUGUGUGUGUUCUAGGGUGGGCUGGCAUCUCAUGUAGUGUUUGUUCCUGCCGUGGCAGACUGAAGCCCCUCCUAACAGUAUGAGUUUGAUUUUUUUUUUGUCCAAUGAUGAUUUUCAUUUUUCUUUGCUGGAUUUGGCCGACAUGAUAAAGGCGCUGACUGUCAUUGUAUUCAUGGAUUUGACCCCACUGGGUGAACUGGUGUGCUAAAUACACCUGACUGAGGUGGUGGAUUUAUAUCACAACCAUAACAAAGGUGUUCUGAUUCUUGUAUGAACGUAAAUAUUUAUGGAAAGUUGGUGUUGGGAUUGUGUUUUUGUCUUUUUAUUUCUUGUCUAUAAAAACUUUGUCUUGAUUUUCAUGUUUUUGUU
This is a messenger RNA of Erpetoichthys calabaricus (reedfish), 2316 nucleotides long. Its product is annotated as tripartite motif-containing protein 16-like. NCBI's taxonomy places the organism in Eukaryota, Metazoa, Chordata, Cladistia, Polypteriformes, Polypteridae. Gene Ontology annotation, molecular function: protein binding. Bases 37 to 1272 code for a protein of 411 amino acids. The record is from RefSeq and is a predicted model, not a curated record. The transcript is spliced from 6 exons.